UUGAGCACCGAUCCGCUCUCCGGCCCCAUCCCGGCGGCUUCGGCACCGCCCCGGCCUGCUGCUAUUGAUGAUGUGGUCAUGGAUAUGCCCACCUGGCGUAAAUGGGUUACACUCUUUGUGGUGUGCUGGAUGGCCUUGCCCGUAACCUUCUCCGGAAGCUCGAUUUUGAGUGCGACAAACGAAGUUGCCGCUGAUUUUGGCGUGUCAACGCACAGCAUCAGCACGGCCAACGCCGGCGUUUUCAUCGCGAUGGCUUUGUCCGCGCUGAUAUGGCUGCCGACCAGCAACAUACUCGGGCGAAGGACGACAUACCUGCUCGCAAACUCUCUCUUGACUCUCUGCUCGAUUGGCUCUGCAUUAUCCAACAACUUGGCUUGUUUCACUGCAAUUUGGGUCAUCGGCGGAACUACAGGGCCGUUCUUUCUGGUGGCGGGACAAACAAUUCUGGCGGAUAUUUUUGAACCCACAACUCGAGGAACUGCGGUAGGAUUCUUCCUCGGAAGUUGCGUUGCUGCCAACACAAUAGCGCCCUUGACCGGAGGUGUCAUCGUUGCCUUCACGAGUUGGAGAAUCAUCUACGGUGUACAAGCCGGCAUGACCUUCAUUGGCCUUAUCCUGGCGUUUUUCUUCGUUCCCAGAGCAAGCGAGCUCACGCACCUGAAGAUUCCGGAGAAGACCCCGGUCCGCUCAGCGAAGGAGGUGGUACAUGCGUUCAACCCGAUGGGCGUCCUCCGCGCCUUCAAAUAUCCGAACAUUCUAGCUGCAAACAUCACAUGUGGUCUGCUGGGUUUCAACCAGUAUGGCUUGCUCAGUUCCGUACGACGCGUCAUCAACCCUCGUUUCGAUCUCACGUCACCAUUGAUCAGCGGCCUGUUCUACUUGGCUCCUGGAGCGGGUUUCUUGAUGGGUAGCACUCUUGGUGGAAGACUCUCCGACCACACUGUUAAGCGAUAUAUGCGCAAGCGCAAUGGUCUGCGUCUUCCUCAGGACCGGCUGAACAGCAGCUUGCCUGCCAUCUUCAUCAUCCUACCCGCUGGGACGCUGAUAUAUGGCUGGAGUGUGCAGAAAGAAGUGGGUGGCAUGGCUCUACCGAUCGUCAGCUCUUUCUUUCAGGGUCUCGGUCUUAUGUGGUCGUUCAGUGGCCUGAAUACCUAUUCAGCCGAGGCUCUUCCCGAACAUCGGACAGCCGUCAUUAGCGGCAAGUACAUCAUCCAGUACAGUUUUGGGGCGGGCGCCGUUGGCGGUCUCGUGCCAAUGAUUGAUGCCAUCGGUGUCGGUUGGGCGUUUACGAUCACUGGCCUCGGGGCCAUUCUGGGUGGCACCUUGGUGUUGAUGAUUGCCAAGUUCGCUUCCAAAGCUCAGAACUGGGUAGACAAAAGCGGAAGUGAAGAUGAUGAUUGA
Colletotrichum karsti is the source of this 1401-nucleotide messenger RNA. RefSeq names its product major facilitator superfamily transporter. Lineage: Eukaryota; Fungi; Ascomycota; Sordariomycetes; Glomerellales; Glomerellaceae. The transcript is spliced from 6 exons. Gene Ontology annotation, molecular function: transmembrane transporter activity. Gene Ontology annotation, biological process: transmembrane transport. The record is from RefSeq and is a predicted model, not a curated record.